AUGGGUGAACUCGUGCAAAAAUUGCGUGUUCGUCUCAAUGAUAAACUUCCAGAAGAUUUAAAUACAGACUUUCAACUGCAACGAUGGAUUGACGCAUAUGAGCAGGAUCUGGAAGCAUGCGCAUCUAAAUUUGAGGAGUAUUUGGAAACUCGCAAAAUACUUGGAUACGGUAAUCCGGAAAGCGCUGAAGAUUUUUACCGGCGUCCAUUGAUUCGCAAAUAUGGUCGCUUUCUAACGCAAACUAAAAUAACAAAACAUUUGAUUAAAGAUUUGGAUAAUGGCAUUGUAUUCGUGGAAAUGCCUAUUGAAAAUCCUCAGAAGUUUUUGAAAGCUGUUCGCGUAUCCGAUUAUUUACACACAUUUUUUGGUUUUUGUGAACAUUUUCAAAAUUUGGUAUUGGAAAAUGAAAAGAAAACUGGCCGUCGAUCGUAUGCCGUUUGUAUAUUUGAUCAGAAAGGAUGUUCACUUCUACCUUACAUGAAUCCUUUUGGGGCGAUCAAUAAACUUAUGCUGUAUCGAAUUCAUUUGUGGUUGGAUUACUACAGUGAACUGCUGAAACGCAUUAUUAUCGUUAAUUCGCCAGCAUUUUUGCCCACUAUGCGAAAGGUGAUGGCGGCAUUACUUCCUCCAAAAACACUCAGCCGUUUUAUUAUUGCCAAGAACUUGCCUGAUGACCUAUUACCAUACUUGGCAAUUGACUCCAUACCGGUAGCUUACGGUGGAAAGCUUCUCGUACGGAAUGCGCUUGAUAAUACAUGCGUGCCAUCUGAGCCAAUUACACCGCUUGACUAUCAGGAAAGCGGACAAAUAUGGAGAAAAAAUUUAGUGCAUCCCAUAUCUGAAGAUUUGACAAUAAAGAGUGGUAGCAGUUAUCGAAAAACAUUCAAAGUCAUGUCUGGCCAGGUUUUGCUGUAUGAAUACCUUGCCACUGGUGACUUACAGCUCUGGAUUUGUCAAGAUAAUAAAAUGCUAACACCGAAAUUCGACCAUACAACGCUAAAACUUACAGAAGAAGGAGAAGUGAAUGUACGUGUAAAUGGAAUAUUAUCAAUAAAUAUAUUAAAUCGAAGCAAAAUCUUCCCAUUGAAAGUAAAUUUGUCUUAUGCUAUUGUAUAA
Acanthocheilonema viteae is the source of this 1116-nucleotide messenger RNA. NCBI's taxonomy places the organism in Eukaryota, Metazoa, Nematoda, Chromadorea, Rhabditida, Onchocercidae. The record is from the annotation of a GenBank genome assembly.